Molecule: messenger RNA, 1667 nt
Organism: Sesamum indicum (sesame)
Lineage: Eukaryota; Viridiplantae; Streptophyta; Magnoliopsida; Lamiales; Pedaliaceae
Product: PI-PLC X domain-containing protein At5g67130
Biological process (GO): lipid metabolic process
Molecular function (GO): phosphoric diester hydrolase activity
Source: RefSeq, a predicted model, not a curated record
ACCCCGCCCUCCAUUCUCAUUAGCUUUCAGGCCUCCGUCUCUCCUCCUUUUAACAGACAUUGCAGAAACAUCGCCCCAAAAUUUUGAAUCCGUUUCAGAGGGAGACUGAGAGAGUGAGAGAGAGAAAGAGCGGGAGCGAGUAAGAGAGAGAUUCAGGGGAAGAAUAUCAGUGUUCAUCUGAAUCACUUCAUUCCGGUAACAACCGAGAGAAUUCGGUCUUCCUUCGAACCGCUUCAUUCCGCUAAUAAAUUUCAGGACUCACGAUGAAGUUAUAUACUUCGUUGCUGUUCUUCGCGGUUUUUCUCUUCGGUUAUUCCGCAGCUUUUGAGUUACGUGAGGGACAAACGUGCAUCGCGGACAGAAACUGCGACGACGGGAUGCAUUGCGAAACUUGCUUCGCGAAUGGCAAUAUCAGACCCCGGUGCACCCGAAUUCAGCCGACCAAUGCUCUUUCCAAGGUGAAAAACUUGCCAUAUAAUCGGUACUCGUGGCUGACUACUCACAAUUCCUUUGCCAGAGUUGGGGCAAAGUCAACAACAGGAAGCAUGAUUCUUGCUCCAUCGAACCAGCAGGACUCCAUUACUAGUCAGCUGAUGAAUGGAGUCAGAGGGUUGAUGCUCGAUAUGUACGACUUCGAAAAAGAUAUCUGGUUAUGCCACUCCUUUGCGGGGAAAUGCUACAACACCACAGCUUUUGAACCUGCCAUAAAUGCUUUGAAAGAGGUCAAAGUGUUUCUUGAAGCAAAUCCCAAUGAAAUAGUCACCAUAUUCAUUGAAGAUUACGUUACAUCUAAGAAUGGCAUCAGAAAUGUUUUUAAUGCAGCUGAGUUGAGCAAAUUCUGGUUUCCGGUCUCUCGAAUGCCAAGAGAUGGUGGAGAUUGGCCAACAGUUGCUGAUAUGAUCAAAGAGAACCAUCGGUUAGUAGUCUUCACUUCUAAAGAACAUAAGGAAUCUUCAGAAGGCAUUGCAUAUGAAUGGAGAUACGUGGUAGAAAAUCAAUAUGGUAGUGGUGGAAUGGAAAAUGGAUUAUGUCCAAACCGUGGAGAAUCACAACCAAUGAAUGCUACAUCAAGGUCCCUUGUCCUAGUGAACUACUUCCCAACCGCUCCAGAUUUGCUGUCAGCUUGCAAAUACAAUUCAGAACCUUUGAUUGAGAUGACGAAGACAUGCUAUCUAGCAGCUGGUAAAAGGUGGCCUAAUUUUAUUGCAGUUGAUUUUUACAAGAAAAGUGAUGGAGGAGGAGCACCUGAAGCUGUAGAUUUCGCAAAUGGGGAGUUAAUCUGUGGUUGCAAAAGUGUAUCUGUGUGCAAGGAAAAUAUGGUCUUUGGAACGUGUGGCAAUCCUCCAACUACAACGAGUGCUGCCCCCAGUCCAGGACCAGAACCCAGCUCCGGUAAAUUUGAUAGCCAACCCAUUCAACUACAAUGGAUGUUCAGUUUACCGCUUUUGGCAAUCCUAUCAUUGUGAAUUCCGAUCAUUCAGCAGCAUUCAUUCUUUCGUUCUAGGCUUAAUAUGGCAUCUUACUUAGUGGAUUGAUGAACUGUUGAUAUGGUUGGUUUUUUUUUUUAAAAAAAAGGGUCGUUUGACAUCCUACUGACAGAACCGAUGAUAUGUUAAUGUAAGUAGACUACAUGGCUAAUAAAGUAGUUUCGUUCUAAGCACAAUUUU